AUGAUGCAGACUUUGGGCCUCACUACCCUCUUUGUGGCCCCGACGGCUCCGGGCCGGGUCGGGACGGGCCCUAGCCCUCCGGGGAUCGGCCGGGCCCCAACCAGCAGCCCUCUGCGCGGGGACCAUGGCGCACACCGGCCUCGGGAGCCGCGGAGGCGCCGCCUGGUGAUCCGGCCGCGGCGGCAGCGAGGGGGGCGCGGGCGGAGACCCCGGGGGCCGUCCAUGCCCCGGGCGCCGGGCGCGGGCCGCGUGAAGCGCGGCUGGGUGUGGAACCAGUUCUUCGUGGUGGAGGAGUACACGGGCACCGAGCCCCUGUACGUGGGCAAGAUCCACUCGGACUCUGACGAGGGUGACGGGGCCAUCAAGUACACCAUCUCGGGCGAGGGUGCUGGGACCAUCUUCCUGAUCGAUGAGCUGACGGGAGACAUCCAUGCCAUGGAGCGCCUGGACCGUGAGCAGAAAACUUUCUACACACUGCGGGCUCAGGCUCGGGAUCGUGCCACCAACCGCCUGCUAGAGCCCGAGUCGGAGUUCAUCAUCAAGGUGCAGGAUAUCAACGACAGCGAGCCCCGCUUCCUGCAUGGCCCGUACAUUGGAAGCGUGGCUGAGCUCUCACCCACAGGCACGUCGGUGAUGCAGGUGCUGGCCUCGGAUGCGGAUGACCCGACAUACGGCAGCAGCGCUCGGCUGGUGUACAGCGUGCUGGAUGGCGAGCACCACUUCACGGUGGAUCCCAAGACCGGCGUGAUCCGGACGGCCGUGCCCGACCUCGACCGCGAAAGCCAGGAGCGCUACGAGGUGGUGAUCCAGGCCACAGACAUGGCGGGCCAGCUGGGCGGCCUCUCUGGCUCCACCACCGUCACCAUCGUGGUCACCGAUGUCAAUGACAACCCACCUCGUUUCCCGCAGAAGAUGUACCAGUUCAGCAUUCAGGAGUCGGCCCCCAUCGGCACGGCUGUGGGACGAGUGAAGGCUGAGGACUCGGACGUGGGCGAGAACACAGAUAUGACUUACCACCUCAAGGAGGAGAGCAGCAGCGGCGGCCAUGUGUUCAAGGUCACCACGGACAGCGACACUCAGGAGGCCAUCAUCGUAGUGCAGAAGCGCCUGGACUUCGAGUCCCAGCCCGUGCACACCGUAGUCCUGGAGGCCCUCAACAAGUUCGUGGACCCCCGCUUCGCUGACCUGGGCACGUUCCGCGACCAGGCGAUCGUGCGCGUGGCCGUGACCGACGUGGACGAGCCCCCCGAGUUCCGGCCGCCCUCCGGCCUCCUGGAGGUGCAGGAGGACGCGCAGGUGGGCUCCCUGGUCGGCGUGGUGACGGCGCGGGACCCCGACGCCGCCAACCGGCCCGUCCGGUACGCCAUUGACCGCAACUCGGAUUUGGACCAGAUCUUUGAUAUCGAUGCGGACACGGGCGCCAUCGUGACGGGCAAGGGGCUGGACCGCGAGACAAGGGGGUGGCUUCCUCUCUUAGUCCUUGCUUUCGCUGCAGACAAUCAUGCCCAGCUCUCCCGGGCAUCCCUAAGGAUCCGAAUCCUGGAUGUGAACGACAAUCCCCCGGAGCUGGCCACUCCCUACGAGGCGGCUGUGUGUGAGGAUGCCAAGCCAGGACAGCUUAUCCAGACCAUCAGCGUGGUGGACAGAGACGAGCCUCAGGGUGGGCACCGCUUCUAUUUCCGCCUGGUGCCCGAAGCUCCCAGCAACCCUCACUUCUCCCUGCUUGACAUCCAAGACAACACGGCCGCGGUGCACACGCAGCACAUGGGUUUCAACCGGCAGGAGCAGGACGUGUUCUUCCUGCCCAUCCUGGUGGUGGACAGCGGGCCGCCCACGCUGAGCAGCACGGGCACGCUCACCAUCCGCAUCUGCGGCUGCGACAGCUCGGGCACCAUCCAGUCCUGCAACACCACAGCCUUCGUCAUGGCCGCCUCCCUCAGCCCCGGCGCCCUCAUUGCCCUCCUGGUCUGUGUCCUCAUCCUGGUCGUGCUGGUGCUGCUGAUCCUCACCCUCAGGCGCCACCACAAGAGCCACCUGAGCUCGGACGAGGACGAGGACAUGCGGGACAAUGUCAUCAAAUACAACGACGAGGGCGGCGGCGAGCAGGACACCGAGGCCUACGACAUGNCGGGGAGCGCGGGCGCGGGCAGCCCCCCGCAGGCCCGCUUGCCCUCGGAGCGUCAUUCGCUCCCGCAGGGGCCACCGAGCCCCGAGCCGGACUUCUCGGUGUUCAGGGACUUCAUCAGCCGCAAGGUGGCGCUGGCGGACGGGGAUCUGUCGGUGCCGCCCUACGACGCCUUCCAGACCUACGCCUUCGAGGGCGCGGACUCGCCGGCCGCCUCGCUCAGCUCGCUGCACAGCGGUUCGUCUGGCUCCGAGCAGGACUUCGCCUAUCUCAGCGGCUGGGGCCCGCGCUUCCGGCCCCUGGCCGCGCUCUACGCCGGCUACCGCGCGGACGACGAGGCCCAGGCCUCCUAGCCCCCUGCCCUGCCGUCGGGGUGCUCCUCCCCGCCCACCCAGGACAAAGCAUUUCCCGCACUCACUCCCUUCCCCAAGCCCUCGCACCCUCCCAGGGCGGCCGGACAGGAGGGG
This is a messenger RNA of Ailuropoda melanoleuca (giant panda), 2592 nucleotides long. It is a transcript of the gene CDH22, whose product is annotated as cadherin 22. The record is from RefSeq and is a predicted model, not a curated record. Gene Ontology annotation, biological process: multicellular organism development; cell-cell junction assembly; calcium-dependent cell-cell adhesion. Gene Ontology annotation, cellular component: adherens junction; plasma membrane; catenin complex. Gene Ontology annotation, molecular function: cadherin binding; calcium ion binding; beta-catenin binding. Lineage: Eukaryota; Metazoa; Chordata; Mammalia; Carnivora; Ursidae.